This is a messenger RNA of Rhipicephalus microplus (southern cattle tick), 1377 nucleotides long. RefSeq lists its product as uncharacterized. Lineage: Eukaryota; Metazoa; Arthropoda; Arachnida; Ixodida; Ixodidae. The record is from RefSeq and is a predicted model, not a curated record.
AUGGGGACUACGUCGCUUCGGUUCAAGGUCCAGAAGCAGACCCAGGACCAGGAACGGGCCGAGAUCCACCUCGAGGGGAAGGACGCCCGAAGCGACAACGAAGCAGCAAGAAGAACAGAAGACGCCAGACAAGGUCUUCACAGGGACACCACGCCUGACUUGACCCUCUGCAAGAACGCUGGGCGAAUCACUUGGGAAAACACCUUUGAAGACCUGGGAAGUAAUCACAGGAUGUUCAGCAUUGCCCUAGGCAAUCUCCCUUCCAGGAAUUGCAAACGGACAAUCAGGCGCGUAGAAUGGGACCAAUUCCGCAAAAGCACAAAAGAGAAAGAACAGGGACCCAUCGGAAACGUAGAAGAAUGCAGCAGUGCACUUCUACGAGACGUAGAAAAAGCCACAACCAAAAUGGAAUGUGAUGACUGGUUGGCUCGACGAGAAGGGGAAGAUGAGUGUGGUGGAACCCUCUCAAUGCGGAUGGACAGUAGGCUCGCACACCUUGUCGAAGCCAAAAAAUCUAUACAGCAACGGCUGCACAGGCAAAAACACAAUCGAAAUCUAAGGAGAAAACUCGCCGAGCUAAACAAGCACAUCGAAACACACUGUACCCAUCUAUGCCAUCAGGAGUGGGGCGAAGAGUGCGACGCCAUGAACAGUAACAUAAACACAGGCAAGACAUGGAAAAUCCUCAAGUACCUGCUGGACCCGUCGGCCACCAAAACGGCGGUGAAAGCGGAAAUCACCAAGAUAAGACACAGAAAUAAAGGGAACAUUCAUCAGAUGGGUGAUGAAAUCUUCAAGCUCUACCUCGGCAGACCCCCGGCAGUCGAACACCAGGAAUACUCGGGCUCUCCUAACGAAUAUCUUGACAGAGACUUGUCACAGCAAGAAAUCAGGGCAGCCCUGCAGACGAUCAAGACCAAGUCAGCUCCAGGUCCCGAAAAAGUGUCCAACAAGAUGCUCCGGAACCUGGACGAGCAGGGAACGAGCCGUUUGACAAACUUCGUCAAUGAGUGCUGGAGAAACGGGGAGAUACCCGACGAAUGGAAGAUAACCGAGGUGAUCCUCAUUACUAAGCCGGGUAAACCCCUAGAAAUUCAGAACAUGCGGCCCAUCUCCCUCACUUCUUGCGUCGGUAAAGUAAUGGAGCAUGCUUGCCUGAACAGGGUUAACGGCUACCUUGAGUCUAACAACGUAUUGAGCAACAUAAUCGGCUUCAGAAGAGGGCUCUCCACACAAGAUGCCAUGAUACAACUAAAGCAGCAAGUCAUGGACCCCAUUGGACGAGGCAUGAGGGCAAUAAUUCGGCUAGAUCUAAGGAGAGCCUUCGACAUGGUAGAGCACGCAGCCAUUCUAAAAAAAUUGCACAACUCGGUCUAG